AUGAGUAAGGACGUACAAGGCACGUCGGCAUCAUCGCCGCCCGGCGAUAGUAAGGGGAACGAGUCGACAAAUCACAACGAUGUUUUUAAAGUUGGAGUACGGGUCCCGCCGUUCUGGCCCGAGGAGCCAGAGAUUUGGUUCGCGCAGGUUGAAGGUCAAUUCGCCAUAUCUGGAAUAACCAGCGAUGCCUCAAAGUUCAAUUACGUCAUUGGUCAUCUUGAAAAUCAACACUCCAAGGAAGUUAAGGAUAUUAUAAUUAACCCUCCCGCUAGUAACAAAUAUGACAAACUCAAAAGCGAACUGAUAAGGAGACUGACUGCAUCGAACGAGAAAAAAAUAAAACAAUUGUUGAUGCACGAAGAGCUCGGCGACCGCAAACCUUCCGCCUUUCUGCGCCACCUUACAGGUUUAGCAGGCGCUGACGUCCCAGACGACUUUCUGAAGACGAUUUGGAUCAGCCGACUCCCGCAUGGCAUACAAACGGUGCUCGCCGGUCAGCCUGCAGGAACAGCGCUGGAAGACUUAGCCGACUUGGCGGAUAGAGUGAAUGACCUGGCUUCUUCAACACCCAAGGUAGCUUCCCUAGCUAAUGAGGUCCCUAGCUCACUCAUCAGCGACCUCACUAAGGAAGUAGCUGAGCUACGGAAGCAGGUUCAACAAAUGGCGAUGCAGAGGAACAGCAGAUCACGUUCUCGCACAUCCCAAGGCACGCGUAAUUCCUCAAGGCAACGAACACAAUCCAACUACAGGAAGUUUCCGCUGUGUUGGUAUCAUAGCAAGUAUGGAGAUAAAGCCCGCACAUGCGUUCGCCCCUGUGACUUCAAGUCGGAAAACUCGAUGGGCGGUCGGUAA
Maniola jurtina (meadow brown) is the source of this 852-nucleotide messenger RNA. RefSeq lists its product as uncharacterized. NCBI's taxonomy places the organism in Eukaryota, Metazoa, Arthropoda, Insecta, Lepidoptera, Nymphalidae. Bases 1 to 852 code for a protein of 283 amino acids. The record is from RefSeq and is a predicted model, not a curated record. The transcript has a single exon.